UUCGUUACUAACAUCGUCGUUAUGAGUAAACAAAUGGCGGACAGACAUUAAAAAUUGGCUUUUACAUUUGAUUAAUUUAUUUUACAAGUUACUGAUACUCGUUUCUAUGACCAAUACUGCAGUUAACUUACAAUGCUAGUUUUGAAAAUAGUGUCGUUUUAUUUGAUAGCACAGAUCUCUGCUCAAGAUUCAGCAGAGACUGUUGUAGCAAAUGCAGCCUUUGAAGAUAUCGCUCCUUGUCCAUGUGAUCUUUCGCAGGGCUCCUGUGAUGUCAGCUGUUGCUGUGAUAAUGAUUGCUCAGCCAAUGAGAAGCAGACAUUUGUAUCUUGCAUACCAUACCUGGCAGGGGGCCAGGAGCCUCAAACCCAGCAAUACCGCUGCUCCUCAACCCACCACCAGAAGGAGGACUGGUUCCCGUUCCUCUGUGUAGAGUUUGAGUACAACGCCUUCCUUGGCUACUUCUACGAGUGGCAGUACAAGCUUGGCAACAAUACGCAGGCCUUCCUUGACAGGCUGUCAACUGUCUUCUACUUCUCAUAUAGAGAACAAGACGCUCGAGCCAUAGUUGACCCAAACACCACUGUGUACAAGUUUGGUGCUAGCGUGAAGACGAGACGUCAGAGUGCAAGUCGUAUUGGCACCCUCAGCCUUCCCCAACAGGUACUGACCGGCCAGUGUCUGGACACAGCCCCUGUAAGAUACCUAAAAAACCUCGACCAUUCCUGCACUGUGAGAAUGUCAGUGGAUUUGUGCAGUGCUACGUCUGUGCUCAGUCAACUGUAUUAUGUGCAGUCUAGCACAUUCACAUCGUUUUUCAGUGUCGUUGAAGAUUAUAGCGGAAUUACAGUUGCACAGACCAACGUUGUGUACAAGUGUGUCACUAAUGAGAAUGACCUGAAUAGGUACCUCAUGUCUAUGACGCCGCUGACUGUGGAUUCUUCACAGCCGUCUAAUCUUCAGAUUGACCCUGCAUGUGUUGGGGAUUGCGGGGAAGAUCUAUGUGUUAACCUGACUAGGUCUGACCCUGUUGUACCACAGACUGUUAUAGGGAACUGUGCCUCACAAAGUCCCCAGGCUCCUACUGUUAAUGCAGGAGUCUGCGCUAAUGCAGUCAUUGAUGUCCAGUAUAAUGCCUAUUGGAUUGGAAAUAAGAUUGCAAAAUUUGAUGCUGUGAUAAUUGUUGCUAAUAUUUCCAUAAACAACAUCCUUGGUUCACCAAAUGUUUUGACACAAAAUUUUAAAGUAGAUUUCAUUCACAAUAGUACAAACGCUACUGGGGAGGUCUCUGAUAACUUUUACAACAUAACGGAUGCCUCUUACACACGUUCUGGUAAGGUGGGAUAUGAGAAAGGGAGAGGAUUAUACAGCGGUUCGGCUGUGUACAACACCAGCACAAGUCCUCGGCAGUUCCUGUUUGUAAACUCAAAUGGUUCAAGACAGAUGGCAGUGUAUGGACCAGGUCCGGAUGGCCUCUGUGAAAAUGCAGGUCGCCGGAACAUCAAGUUUGGUGAGGACAUCACCACAGCUUGUAAACUUCAGCUGUCCAUUGCUAACAUGUCAGACUGCACAGUUCUCAGGAGGCAGAUGAUCUACUAUCUGAACUCCCUGAUGCCAUCUGAUGUCCUGGGGAGACGGGGCUACAAUGACAUCUAUAACCAGGCUUACUGGAUACCAGUGCUGAGGGAAGACCUGAAUGAGUCGUGUACCCUGGCCAGUUACUUCCCCAAGGGUGACAGCCCAGUGGAUAACAGGACGGGUAUUUGUUUCAACAUCACCAGUGGCAUUCAUCUGGAAGUGUUCUAUGGGGAGACGGGCCGCUCAAAUGGAUUUCCCAUCUAUGAGGUGCUUGGAAGCAAAGUCAGCUACACCAACACCACAUGGUCCGUGAAGUGUUCUGGACCAGCAGGUGGGGUAUGUCGCCCUAAUUCCACCAUGACUCAACAAUUUCAGCUCACCAGCUCUGUCCGGUUUACACAGAUCCCUCCACAGACACCAACGCCUGUGUCCAAAUACUACGAGACUCCAAGAGAAGACGACCACCAACUGUGCAUAUGGGGCGUUUGCUGGGACGACCUCAUUCACCCGUUCUCUCGUAGAUACACAGCCGACAGUCGUGAAUAUGUGUUUGGAAUGAUCUCUGCUUCAAUAAUUUUUUUCAUUGGUUAUGGACUGGUAGCUAGACCCUUCUGGUGAGAUAUUGCACAAUAAUUUACCUAGAAGCUCAUGCAAAAUUGUAUUCUAAACUAAAACGAUAGAUUUGAAUUCCUGUGUGGCCCAAAGUAUUUACGAUGUAUACGUUUGACAUAUCUAUUGUAUGGUUGUUUACAAACAAAAUGGCAGCAAACAUGUAUACGCAAAUCGGAUAGAACCACUGUGACAUCAUGAGAUGAUGUUUGGAAUGUUUACCAUAUGAAAUGUAAUCGCUGAUGUUGAUUACCGGUAAAUGAUAGGUUGUUGUUAUUUGGACAAUAUGACAUGCUGUGUGAAGUUAAAAACAAUGAACAGUUGUGUGGUAUGGUGACAAAGUGAUGCAGUGAAACUCGAAGUGAAUAAACUUGGAAGGGCGUUGACAACAGAAGCCAAAUGAUAUAUAUUUGAUGAAGACUAUCUGUCCAUUGGGAACACGUGAAAGUGACUCAAUCAGCCUUACUCAGCAAACCAAAAGAAUUUAGUUUUGCUUGAUAAGUAUUGUUAUUAAUGUAACUAUGCAUUUAGCAUGGAAGAAUACUUUUAAUAGUAAGUGUUGAAAACAUUUUUACUAUAUAAAUGUUUGCAACAAAAGUAGUGAACUUUUGUGUCCAUAAUUGCUUUUUUUUUCAAUUAAAAUGCAUGUUUUGAAGUAGGUAUGUUUCUAAUAAAAUUUUGCAUAACUAUACACAAAUUGUGAUAUUUUAGAAAAAGUGUCAGUUCAUUACUUUGAAAUGAGUAUUGUAAUUUGGAUGCUUGGAAGUGCAUAGGUUUUUUAUUUAUAGUAUAUAUGUAUAUGUGUUUGCUGAAGUCUAGUUGUAUUAGUAGAAUUAUGUAUUCUUAUUUUAAAUAUCAAAAUGUGUGUUCUGUAUGUGUCUUUAUUUCAAGCCAGAACAUAAUAAUGUCAAAUGUGUAAUUGACUCAGCCUUAAAUCCAGGACUCUUAUUGUUGAAAACUACAAGGUUUAGCUUUCUGGUCUCUGAUUUUGUAACUUUUGCAUGUUUUUUGUAUAUUUUUUUACUGUAUUGAGAGAUAUUAAAAUGAACAUCACUA
Messenger RNA from Dreissena polymorpha, 3240 nucleotides. Its product is annotated as tectonic-2-like. Bases 133 to 2193 code for a protein of 686 amino acids. Gene Ontology annotation, biological process: cilium assembly. Lineage: Eukaryota; Metazoa; Mollusca; Bivalvia; Myida; Dreissenidae. The transcript is spliced from 9 exons. The record is from RefSeq and is a predicted model, not a curated record.